GACGGCGGAGACGUCGCGCGUCGGUUUCCGAGGAACGACGUCGCGAGUCCUCGGCGCGUUCCUGCCAGAGUCGGUUCCGUUGGAGGCCUUGCUUCUCCUCCGGGCCACGCCGCCGCCGCCGCCUUCAGGACUAGCCGAGGAGGGGGAGGAGCCGCGACAUGUCGGUACCCCCGACAGGGUUCCCCCCGCCGCCCCUCGGCUCCGCCGGCGCCUCCUUCCCGGGAGGGCCCAGCGUGGGGCCCGCCAACCCCAGAGCCUCGGGCGGUGUGGGGCUGUGCCAGAACGGUCCAAUGCAAAAUCAGAUGCCGUUCUCCCCUGGAUAUGGAUCACAUCCUCAGAACUACAGUGCUCCAACAGGACACUACUCACAAGUGCCCAAUAACAUUAUCCCUUCACAACUGGAUAACCACUAUGGUGCUGAUUAUUAUUCUGCCCACUAUUCAGCACAGGCACAAAAUGUUAAUGCAUCUUCUAUGACUCCCAAGAUGUUGAGCAUGCAAGGAUCACAGUACUUGUACAAUAGAGAACCUCAUAUUGUAGAAUCAUCUGGACCUGUCCCAGGAAUGGUUUCGUCAGCGUCCCAGUUACACACCAGCAUUUCACAGUCAUAUUCCUCGUUUGGUACUCCCUAUAGUAAUUCAGCCUUGCACUCUGCCAGCUCUUCAGUUCCAUCUCAGGGAUUUGUUGCUCCUUCUGGUCCCUAUGCCACACCUGUUGCCUCUAGUGCUGCUUAUCCUAACGUUUCAUAUCCUUCUAUGUCCGUCGGCAGUCCAUAUGGGCAAGUGACUGCUUCUCACAACAUACCAGCUUUUGGACAUCCAAUAGAGGCAAAUGCUUAUUCUUCCAGUCAAAAUAGAGCACCACCUGCAGGGCAGCAGAGGGUUCCUUUGAGUCACAGUUCUGCAACAUGGUCUGCCCCAGAGCUCCAGCUGGCUCAGAAAAACCAUAGCGGAAGCUUUGCAGGAUCCUUGCCACAAGCAAGCAACCCAGCGGGCACAGGUUCACCACAUCUUGUAAACCAGAAUAUUCAGCAUAGAAAACCUGCCCAGGGAGCGUCUUCAGCUGUUACGUCUUCAAUAAGAACACCUGUUGUGGAAAAGACAACGAAGCCCACCACUUCCUCUUCCCUUACACAACCAUCAGAUCCUUUGCUUCAAGAAGGCAUGCAGUAUGGUGGAUAUGUUAAUAAUCAAGCUAGCUCUCCAGCAACUCCCUUGUCAUCAAGUUCAGAUGAUGAGGAAGAGGAGGAGGAGGAUGAGGAAGCAGCUAUUGACAGCUCUUCCACUACGAGCAGCGCAUCUCCCAUUCUCAACAAUUAUGAUAGUCUUGAAGGAGGUGGCUAUCCAGAGGCACGUUCUACAACAAGUAGUCCAGCUCCUGUUCCCUCAGUUCCACAGACGUCUAAAACCUCUAAACCAUUUGGCUAUGGGUACCCAGCUCUCCAGCCUGGCUAUCAGAAUGUGACGCCACCACUUCCACCUUCCAGUAACUCUGGAUAUAAUUCUGGAUUUCCUCAGUAUCCACAGCAAUACCCGACAAUGAAUCAACUGUCAGCUAGUCUUGGAGGACUAGGUAUUCAGCAACCAGAGAGCUUGCGACCGGUCAACGUUACUCAAGAUAGAAAUAUUCUGCCUAUUGUUCCAAUUCCAGCUCCUGUGCCUAAUUUGAACUCUGAUCUGAAGAAACUGAAUUGCAGCCCAGACUCAUUUCGAUGCACUUUGACAAAUAUUCCACAAACUCAAGCUUUGCUAAACAAAGCAAAACUUCCUUUGGGAUUGCUUCUACAUCCCUUCAGAGAUCUGACGCAAUUGCCUGUGAUAACAUCGAACACCAUUGUGAGAUGUAGAUCAUGCAGAACAUACAUCAACCCUUUUGUUUCUUUUAUUGACCAAAGGAGAUGGAAAUGUAACCUGUGCUACAGAGUUAAUGAUGUUCCUGAAGAAUUUAUGUAUAAUCCUGUGACACGGUCCUAUGGAGAGCCGCACAAACGGCCAGAAGUCCAAAACUCUACAGUGGAAUUCAUUGCUUCCUCAGACUACAUGCUUCGUCCUCCUCAGCCUGCAGUGUAUUUGUUUGUGUUGGAUGUAUCCCACAAUGCAGUAGAAGCUGGAUACUUGUCAAUUGUGUGCCAGUCUCUGCUUGAAAAUUUAGACAAGUUGCCUGGAGAUUCAAGAACAAGAAUAGGCUUCAUAACGUUUGACAGCACUGUUCAGUUCUACAAUUUGCAAGAAGGAUUAUCACAGCCUCAGAUGCUGAUUGUGUCAGAAAUUGAUGAUAUUUUCCUGCCAACACCUGAUAGCUUACUUGUUAAUCUGCAUGAAAGUAAGGAGCUAAUUAAAGACUUGCUAAAUGCACUACCAAAUAUGUUCACUAACACAAGAGAAACGCACAGUGCUUUAGGCCCAGCCCUUCAAGCUGCCUUUAAGUUGAUGUCUCCAACGGGUGGGCGCAUAUCGGUGUUUCAGACACAGUUACCAUCGUUGGGCACAGGACGUUUGCAGUCCAGGGAAGAUCCCAAUCAAAGAUCAAACCCAAAGGUUGUUCAGCAUCUUGGUCCAGCAACAGAUUUUUAUAAAAAGUUGGCACUUGAUUGUUCAGGACAGCAAACAGCUGUGGAUUUGUUCCUUUUAAGCUCACAGUAUUCUGAUUUGGCUUCUCUUGCUUGCAUGUCCAAAUAUUCUGCUGGAUGCAUCUAUUAUUACCCAUCUUUCCAUCAUACCCACAACCCCAUGCAAGCAGAUAAAUUGCAAAAAGACCUUAAAAGGUACCUUACACGGAAAAUUGGAUUUGAAGCAGUCAUGAGAAUAAGAUGUACGAAAGGUCUUUCAAUUCACACCUUCCAUGGUAACUUCUUUGUGCGAUCUACUGAUUUGCUGUCACUUGCCAACGUCAAUCCUGAUGCUGGAUUUGCAGUACAGAUGUCCAUUGAGGAAAUCCUGUCAGACACAUCUUUAGUUUGUUUUCAGACAGCACUUUUGUAUACUUCCAGCAAAGGUGAACGGAGAAUCAGAGUGCAUACGCUUUGUUUGCCUGUGGUGACUUCACUGGCAGAUGUUUAUGCUGGAGCAGAUGUACAAGCAGUUAUAUGCCUCUUAGCUAAUAUGGCUGUUGAUCGAUCAGUUUCUUCAAGUCUGUCAGAUGCAAGAGAUGCCUUAGUGAAUGCAGUGGUAGAUUCACUGUCUGCAUAUAUGUCAACUGCAUCAAAUAUCCAGCAAUCUGCUUUAAUUGCUCCAAAUUCCCUCAGGCUGUUUCCUCUGUAUGUUUUGGCUCUCUUCAAGCAGAAAGCAUUUAGAACUGGUACAAGUACACGCUUGGAUGAUCGUGUAUAUGCUAUGUGCCAAAUAAAAAGUCAGCCUCUGGUUGGCUUGAUGAAGAUGAUCUAUCCUAAUCUAUAUAGGAUAGACAGGCUUACUGAUGAGGGUGCUAUACAUGUCAACGAUAGAGUUGUACCUCAGCCCCCUCUUCAGCGGCUGUCUGCAGAGAAGUUGACAAGGGAAGGCGCUUUCCUUAUGGACUGUGGCUCGAUAUUGUACCUUUGGAUUGGAAGAAAUUGUUGUAAUAACUUCAUAAAAGAUGUCCUCGGAUGCCCUAAUUAUUCAGCUGUUCCUCAGAAACUGACACAGCUUCCAGAAUUAGAUACUCUUUCUUCAGAGCGAACCAGGUCCUUCAUAUCCUGGCUUAAGGAAAGUAAAUCUCUAAGCCCAGUACUUCAAAUAAUAAAAGAUGAAAGCCCUACAAAGGCAGAUUUUCUUCAACAUUUAGUUGAAGACAAAACCGAGGCAGCAUUCUCUUACUAUGAAUUUUUGCUUCACAUUCAACAACAAAUUUGUAAGUGAGAAGGAAGAAACUGAAAUAAUAAAGAAAAACAUUUCUGGACUUAUACAAAUGUCAGCUGUGAAAGAAGUACACUGGAAAUGAUAAACAGACAUGUGUUCUUCAGCAUCCAUAUCUAAAGCUUUUCAGCUAAGAGGACAGAGUACACAUUUCCAAAGGAAUUUUACGGUUUUGCUUCAGUAUAAAAAUGAUGGCUAUGAUGCAGUUUUAGUACUAUGUUUUUAAGUUGGUUUGUAUGCGUUUUCAAUAGUGCAACGAUAUGGUGCUUCUGUUUCAAGCUGGUGAACUUACAUAGCGAUGUGGAAUAGUAUUUCUUAAUGAAAUCUAAAAUUGGAGAGCUUCCCCCCCCUUCAUAUUUACUAUGGUAGCCAGAUUAUCUCCAGCAGAGAUGCCAAAGUGCAGUGCUCCAUGCUGUUUAUAUGAAUUUGUAAGAGAGAAAAUUCGUAUUUGAAGACUUCACCAUUUUCUCUGUGAAGACUGUAGAAUUUCAAUACAGCAUACAUGAACUGUAGAAAUGAACUAUAUAUAGUGUACAGAAGUAUUAACAUUUGUAAAGAAGUUGUAAAAAUGUAACUACAGACUAUGAAUUGGUUAGCGUGCUGCAGUGUUUGUGAUUUGAUGACAAAUCACUAUCUCAGUUAAAGAAUAAAGAUGACUAAAUGCAUAUUAAAUCUGAAUCCACAUAGAAAAAAAUGCAACUUUGUAAUCCAUUUAAUCCUUUUAUGUGGAUUUAUUUAUGAUCAGCUAAUUAAAAGUAUUUUGCUUGAUCAUGUGUUUUUAUAUCUACAUGAUUACUAAAUUUUAGACACUAAUACUGAAUUUGGCUUGCUGUAUUAAAGAGAGAAUGUUUACUACUUUAUUGUAUAGAAUUCUGGGGAAAGGGUAAGUGGAAAUAUGGCUGAAUUUGGAUUGUGUAAAGGAUAUAGCUGGCUUGUGACACUACCUGGCAUUUGAUAGUGUCUUUUAACCGGUUUACUUUAUGUACUCUGCAACAAUUGUGGUUCUGGAUCCUUUAUUUUCUCUUGCCACCAUGAGACAUUAAAGAAAAUUUAUAUUUCACUUUAAGCUGGAAGUUUCUUCAACACAUAAUCCAGUACAGACACACAUUUAUCUUGGUGUAUUUUUUACUUGAGGUCUUAUGCACAUAUGGAGAGAGAUGUCUGUUUGAGCUGCUGCAUCACAAAUUUGGUUUUCUUUAAUUUUUCAUGUAAUGGUAAUGGGACAUUAUAAUUUUUCAAAGCAAUGCAUAUAUUUUUUUUAAAAAAAGAUGACAAAUACACUAAUGCACUCAUUAAUAUAUGCCUGUGUCCCAGUAUACUUUUCAUCUGUGCACAAUUUGUGUAUGCAACAAAAGUUGUGUUGUUAUUUUAUCUUUGCACCUUUUUAUUUUAUGGAUAAAUACUUGUGGCUACAUUUUCCUUAAGUUUGAAAAAGCAUGCCAAAGGAUUUCAUAGAAGAAAAAUCAUCUGCUUGUUCAACUUUGUUUAUGGCACAUUUAAGUCUAAGAAUGUUUAUUGCAGCAAGAAGCCAUCACCUAACAUUUUAAAGUUAGUGUUUCCCAUACUUGACCUGAGGGGGGGUGGGGAUAAAAUGAGCCAAAUUUAUUUUGAUAAAGAAAUCAGCUGAUGAUAUAUGUCAUAUGGAGCCAUAAAUGUUUCAGAUGUAUUAGUGUGAUCUUAACAAACAAUUAAUUUGAAAUAAAAUGUUGCUUGUGGAGCUUAGUGCUGAUAAGCCAAAAACAUUCAAAACCAUGAUAUAUGGUAAAUGAUCUGUAAAACCACUACUUAAAGCUCUUUUAUUCUAUAUUUUGUAUAAAAAAAAUGCUGAAAUGUUUUUGGAGAUGUUUUUGCUUUGAGUAAGGUUCUUGUUGCCUGUUGCUUGGGAAAUAUCUAGGAAUAGAUGCAGAGUUCUUCAAUGAAUGGAAGAGCUUUUUCUGUUCACAGAUGGGAUUCUAGCAGAUAUUUGCACAGGAGGAAGUUAGGACAUGAUUUUUGCCGAUUCCCCCCUUCCCUCUACAGCCUUAACAUCACCUUCAAAGAGCUCCCCAACCUGCCAGAGCAACUUUUCAGGGGGCUGCAGAGAGGAUGAAAAUUGGUGAAGGAUGGGAACAUAGGAAUUUGCCAUACACUGUUAGAAGAAAUCAGUAGAAUUCCUUUAAAAAAAACCAUUAAGUGUCCAAAGAUAAACUGAAACAUGGCUGAUUUUGUGUUCCUUUAUAACACAACGCUGUGUGUGUAUACCUAGAAGUGAGUUCAGUGGGACUUCCCUGUGAGUAUGUAGGUGCCUUACUUCCCCUCAUGCAAUGCUUCUUUAGACACGGUCACCAGUUCUAAAAUUACUUUUGUUAGGCUGCAGGAAAGUUCUGAAGUUCUCAAAGAACAGCCUCGAUCACAUCUCAAAACUAAUUUUAUACUCUAGAUCAGGGUUCCCAAACUAAGGCCCGGGGGCCGGAUGCGGCCCAAUCGCCUUCUAAAUCCGGCCCGCGGAUGAUCUGGGAAUCAGCAUGUUUUUACAUGAGUAGAAUGUGUCCUUUUAUUUAAAAUGCAUCUCUGGGUUAUUUGUGGGGCCUGCCUGGUGUUUUUACAUGAGUUGAAUGUGUCCUUUUAUUUAAAAUGCAUCUCUGGCUUAUUUGUGGAGCAUAGGAAUUCGUUCAAAAUAAAAAUAAAGAUUCAAACUAUAGUCCGGCCCCCCACAAGGUCUGAGGGACAGUGGACCAGCCCCCUGCUAAAAAAGUUUGCUGACCCCUACUCUAGAUGACUGAUAAGCACAACACAUGAGAAGCCCAGCUGUGUAGAUUGACGUCUACUACAAGCUGACCCAGCUAAAAAGGACACACUGAGUGUUUUAUAUUGUUGGGAAACUGACAGAUUGUUCUGAAAUAUAGUACCGAUGUCCCUGUU
Messenger RNA from Zootoca vivipara (common lizard), 6734 nucleotides. RefSeq names its product SEC24 homolog B, COPII component (gene SEC24B). NCBI's taxonomy places the organism in Eukaryota, Metazoa, Chordata, Lepidosauria, Squamata, Lacertidae. Gene Ontology annotation, cellular component: COPII vesicle coat; endoplasmic reticulum exit site. The record is from RefSeq and is a predicted model, not a curated record. Gene Ontology annotation, biological process: COPII-coated vesicle cargo loading; endoplasmic reticulum to Golgi vesicle-mediated transport; intracellular protein transport. Gene Ontology annotation, molecular function: SNARE binding; zinc ion binding.